Pipistrellus nathusii (Nathusius's pipistrelle) is the source of this 2082-nucleotide messenger RNA. Lineage: Eukaryota; Metazoa; Chordata; Mammalia; Chiroptera; Vespertilionidae. The record is from the annotation of a GenBank genome assembly.
AUGCAGGGCAAGAAGCCGGGCGGCUCGUCGUCGGGCGGCGGCCGGAGCGGCGAGCUGCAGGGGGACGAGGCGCAGAGGAACAAGAAGAAGAAAAAGAAGGUGUCCUGCUUCUCCAACAUCAAGAUCUUCCUGGUGUCCGAGUGCGCGCUGAUGCUGGCGCAGGGCACGGUGGGCGCCUACCUGGUGAGCGUGCUGACCACCCUGGAGCGGCGGUUCAACCUGCAGAGCGCCGACGUGGGCGUGAUCGCCAGCAGCUUCGAGAUCGGCAACCUGGCGCUCAUCCUCUUCGUCAGCUACUUCGGGGCACGCGGGCACCGGCCGCGCCUCAUCGGCUGCGGGGGCAUCGUCAUGGCCCUGGGCGCGCUGCUGUCCGCCCUGCCCGAGUUCCUGACUCACCAGUACAAGUACGAGGCGGGCGAGAUCCUCUGGGGCGCCGAGGGCCGCGACGUGUGCGCCGCCAACGGCACGGCCAGCGACCAGGGGCUGGACCCCGACCUCAUCUGCCGGAACCGGACCGCCACCAACAUGAUGUACCUGCUGCUGAUCGGCGCCCAGGUGCUGCUGGGCAUCGGUGCUACCCCCGUGCAGCCCCUGGGCGUGUCCUACAUCGACGACCACGUGCGCAGAAAGGACUCCUCGCUCUAUAUAGGAAUCCUCUUCACAAUGCUGGUGUUCGGACCCGCCUGCGGGUUCAUCCUGGGCUCCUUCUGUACCAAAAUCUACGUGGACGCUGUGUUCAUCGAUACAAGUAACCUGGACAUCACCCCGGACGACCCCCGCUGGAUCGGAGCCUGGUGGGCCGGCUUCCUGCUCUGUGGUGCCUUACUCUUCUUCUCCUCCCUCCUGAUGUUCGGGUUCCCGCAGUCUCUGCCCCUGCACGCCGACCCCGCCCUGGAGAGCGAGCAGGCCAUGCUCCCCGAGAGGGAGUACGAGAGGCCCCCGCCCAGCAACGGGGUGCUGCGGCACCCGCUGGAGCCUGACAGCAGCGCCUCCUGCUUCCAGCAGCUCAAAGUGAUCCCCAAGGUCACCAAGCACCUGCUCUCCAACCCCGUGUUCACCUGCAUCGUCCUGGCCGCCUGCAUGGAGAUCGCCGUGGUGGCCGGCUUCGCCGCCUUCCUGGGCAAGUACCUGGAGCAGCAGUUCAAUCUCACCACUUCGUCUGCCAACCAGCUGCUCGGGAUGACCGCCAUCCCCUGCGCCUGUCUGGGCAUCUUCCUGGGCGGCCUGCUGGUGAAGAAGUUCAGCCUGUCGGCGCUGGGCGCCAUCCGGAUGGCCAUGCUCGUCAACCUGGUGUCCACGGCGUGCUACGUCUCCUUCCUCUUCCUGGGCUGCGACACGGGCCCCGUGGCCGGGGUCACGGUUCCCUAUGGAAACACCUCAGCACCCGGCGCAGCCCUGGACCCCCACUCGCCCUGCAAUAAAAACUGUGAAUGCCAAACCGACUCCUUCACGCCCGUGUGCGGGACGGACGGCGUCACCUACCUGUCUGCCUGCUUCGCCGGCUGCAGCAGCGCGAACCUCACCGGCUGCGCGUGCCUGACCACCGGGCCGCCCGAGAACGCCACCGUGGUCCCCGGCAAGUGCCCCAGCCCCGGCUGCCAAGAGGCCUUCCUCACCUUCCUGUGCGUCAUGUGCGUCUGCAGCAUGAUCGGGGCCAUGGCCCAGACGCCCUCCGUCAUCAUCCUCAUCAGGACCGUCAGCCCUGAACUCAAGUCAUAUGCGCUGGGAGUGCUUUUCCUCCUCCUUCGCCUGCUGGGCUUCAUCCCCCCGCCGCUCAUCUUCGGGGCCGGCAUCGACUCCACCUGCCUGUUCUGGAGCACCUUCUGCGGGGAGCCGGGCGCCUGCGUCCUCUACGACAACGUGGUGUACCGCCACCUGUACGUCAGCAUCGCCAUCGCGCUCAAGUCCUUCGCCUUCCUGCUCUACACCACCACGUGGCAGUGCCUGCGGAAGAACUACAAGCGCUACAUCAAGAGCCACGAGGGCGGCCUGACCACCAGCCCAGAGUACCGAGACAUUGACACCGAGAAGGCCUGUCGCGGGUCCCAGUCACCUUCGGAAGACUCCUUUGUGAGAAGCUGA